AUGGCAAGUUUUUCAUCAACAUUGAACGAGGAGAGAGUUAAUAGUCGAUCUGAUCUAUCAAGGAUUUAUGGCAUCGGUCAAACACCUCUUGCUCGAUUACGUCCGGAAAAACUCGAUGAUGGCACUAUUAAGGAGCACAUAUCGAUAAUCCAAGAAGUAUGUAAAGAUAUUGAUCCUGAUUUAAUUGCAGUUAUUCACCAUGAAUGUGAUUAUAACGUACAGAAUACCAUAGCUAGAAUCAAAGCUGGCGAUUUUGAGGAUGGCGGUUGGCAAACAGCGAAACAUAACAAUAAAAAGAAAAAUCACAAUAGCAAUCAUGUUGUCGAACCAAUAUCUAAUGGAAGUACGCAAAACGAGAGUGAACGAGCAAUAUCACAGCGUGCUUCUCCAACUUCAUCAGUUCGUGGAAAUAAUAGUACUGCUGCUGUUGGCGGACGACCACGACAAGAAUCUUAUCAAAACUCAUCAAUGCGUACAAAUGCUGGACGACGUGGCAAUGAUCCCGGUCGCAAUCAUUCGAUUCCAACGAACUCACGUUAUCCAGCGCGUAGUAAUUAUUCCAAUACCAAUACAGCUAACAAAUCAUUGUCAACACAAGUAAACCCGAGUGAAAUAAUUCCAUCUUCAAAGCCAAAAGAAGAGAUCACAUCCGUAGCGUCAUCGUCAUCAUCGUCGUCGUCAGCGGACGAAUAUGAUUUCACUGGUGGCGCAACACAGUCAUUAACAUUUGACAAUAGCCAAAAGCCAACGAUUUCAUCGACUACAAAACGUCCAAUGCCAUCAUCGAUUCCACAACGACCGGUAUCAAUGCAUCCAACUGUUCAAUUCUCGACAGAACCGAUUGACAUUCAAUUUGGUGAUGUUCAAUGGAAUGAUUCCAUACCGAUGACAAUUACUCCGUCCAAUAGCUCUGUAUUAGUCAGAGCAUUAGACAGUCAACAGCUAUCAUCUGUUCCAAGCGUCCAAGAUCAUGGCCAUAAAUCGGAUGUCGAAAUGAAUCUAUCAUCGAGUUAUAGCAAUCGCUCAACAACGAAUGAAAUCGAUAGGGAAUUACAUGAAACUGCCAAUCGACUUUCAGCUUCAUCAAUAUCAAUUGAUAUAACCUCGAAUAACACAGCGGGUGUACCUCUAGAAGGAACUUCUCAUUUAUCUGAUCAUUUAAGUGAACAACAGCAACAGGAAACAUCGCUACCAAUACCACCUUCAUCAUCAUCCCUGCCUGAUGCAGCACAUUUACCACCAACAUCAACACCAAACGCUUCGGAAUAUACUUCGCCGACUGCUCAAAUCAAUAAUCCAUUCAUGCCAAAUAUUCUUCAAUCAUCUCUAUCUAACGGAAGCAAUAUUUCAGGCGGAAACUCAUCCGCCUUCACACCUUACAAUACAGCUACUGGUUUUCAGCCAAUCGCUGGAGAAUAUUCUCAAGUAGCGCCUAAUUGGAGUCAACAACCUUCAAAUUUUAAAGCGAUGUCUAAAUCACCAAUGGUACAACCAGGAAAUUAUCCUCCGCAAGCAUCUUACCCAUUACCACCACAACAAUUUCUUGUAGGACCUUAUCAAUAUGCGCCUGCACUUUAUCCAGUCAUAACAACAUCUGUAGAUCCAUGGUCUUCUGCCGGAUUCGAGCAAUAUCCCGCAUAUCCACCAACCAAUUACAUACAGACAUAUCCUGCACAACAACCGUAUCAAUCUGCCCAGAUUCAACCAGCAAAAUUCGAUCAGUAUUCAUACGAUAAAGAAACUCAUGCGCAUUAUGGGCAAGCAGCUAAUUCAUCGCAACCUACAAAAGAUACUCUGAUGACAAGCAAAUUAUCUGCAAAUGCAGCUACAUUCCCUCAGGGAGCUCCAUUGGCAGCCACUAGUCCAGCAACAGCUUUCUAUAUCAAUCCCUUUCUAUACACAGUGCCAACGUAUUAUACGUCACAUCAGGAUCGAUCAAUGACUUAUCCUUCGGUUGAUAAUCGUGAUAAUCGAACUGGUGCUUCAUACGGUAGUAGUAACAAUCGAAACUAUCAUCAACAACAACGUACGCAUCAUAAUUCCAUGUGGCAUUCACAACAUGUAUCAAUUGACUCAAGAGCUUCACAGCCGAUGAACCAACGAGAACUAGAUCUAAAUUGCCAAACGAUUAUUUCAAUGAAUACGAAAAUCAAUCAAGUCUUAUUAGAGAAUAUUGAACAGUCAAACGAACCACCAAAGCAAUUUACUUUUGAUGCAGUGUAUGCUGAAGAUUCUAUCACAGAGAAUCUUUAUGCUGAAUCAGUUUUUCCUCUCGUUGAAAGCGUACUCGAAGGCUAUAAUGCAACUGUUUUUGCUUAUGGUCAAACAGGGUGUGGGAAAUCUUUUACUAUGCAAGGCAUAAAUACACCGGGAUCACUACAGCGUGGUGUCAUUCCUCGAUCGUUUGAACAUAUAUUUGAAGCAUCAUCUGUAGCGACUGGUGCAAAGUAUUUAAUUCGUGCCUCAUAUCUGGAAAUCUACAACGAAAAUAUUCGCGAUUUACUCAGUAAAGAUGUUAAAGCAACACUUGAUUUGAAGGAGUAUCCUGACAAAGGUGUUCAUGUCCAAAAUUUGACAUGGCAUCAAUGCACAAAUGUUAGCGAUUGUGAGCGUUUGAUGGAAAAGGGAAAUCGAAAUCGAGCGACAGGUGCUACGUUAAUGAAUAAAGAUUCAUCUCGAUCGCAUUCAAUAUUUACCAUUGUCAGUGAAGUUUGCACAAGAAGUGAACUUGAUGGGAAAGAUCAUAUUCGUGCAGGUAAACUCAAUCUUGUUGACUUAGCUGGAAGUGAACGACAAUCGAAAACACAGGCUGAAGGUGAACGCUUACGCGAAGCUACUCGUAUCAAUCUAUCGCUAAGUGCUUUGGGUAACGUCAUAUCGGCAUUGGUAGAUGGUCGUUCGAAACAUAUUCCAUAUCGAGAUUCAAAAUUAACACGUAUGCUGCAAGAUUCACUUGGUGGAAAUACGAAAACACUGAUGGUUGCUGCCAUAAGUCCAGCUCAUGACAACUAUGAAGAAACACUUUCAACAUUGAGAUAUGCAAAUCGAGCGAAGAAUAUUAAGAAUAAGCCGCACAUUAAUGAAGAUCCUCGUGAUACUCAAAUGAAAUUACUACAAGAGGAAAUCAAUCGGUUGAAGCAAGAACUUCUCAAUUCAGGAAAUCCUCGUGCAAAUCAAUCAUAUCUAACCAGUGAUAGUAGAUCUCAAUUCGAUCGAGACGACGAAAUUGAACGAGAAAAGGAAAGACUACGCGCUGAAUUCGAACGUGAGGUUUCGGAAGUACGCCGACAAUGUGACAGUGAACGUCUGACCAAAGAAGAACUACAACGACAAUACAAUAACCUAAAAAAGCAAUAUGAUAACGAUCUUGAUGCAUUGAGUAAUAAACAAACUACAGGAGGAGGAGAAGGAGGCGAACAAUCAACAACGGGCAAUGAUAGAAACAAACCGAAGAAAAAAGGUGGUAUAUUAAAGCAAAGGCCGAAUGUUGAUGCGAAUGUUGAUGAUGUAUCCACACCCUCGAAACCGAUGGAUGAAAGUGAAAAAAUCGAACGUUUGCAUGAAUUAGAGAAUAAAUUCAUCGGUGGUGAAGAUGCAGAUAAUGAUGCACGAAAGAGAAAGCGUGAAGAGAAGUUAAAGAAAAUGAAGGAGAAACGAGAACAACGUAAAAAAUUUGGUAGUGCUAUGAAUGCGGACGAUGAUGAUGCUAUGAUGAGAGUGUUUGAUAAUGCUCAAGAGGAGCUUCAUUUUACAUGCAAAAAACUCGAUGAACAACAGAUAGAAAAUAGACGUUUGAAAAGCGAUAACGAAGAUUUACAACAUGAGUUUCAAAGUGAACGCGAAGGAUACUUGAGUGUCAUUCGUGAACAAGAAAAACGCUUACUUCUCUAUCGCACGAUGCUCGACAAGAUGAGUCAAGUUAUGCAACGUAAUUGUAAUUAUAGUAAUCUUGAUAAAAUCAUUGAACAAGCUCGUUACGAUGAAGAAAAUAAUCAAUACUAUCUGCCAGAGCUCAUCCGUGAAGAAGUUCAAUUUCCCCAAAUGGGAAACCUUCCUGCUCAAACAAACGGACGUGCUCCACAAAAUACUGCCCGACCAAUUCCUACAACUCCUCCAACUGACUACGAACCUGAUUUCAUCAUGCCAUCAUCCAUGACAAAUAGUUUUCAAAAUCCGUUUCCAAUGAUGAAUUCUGAUGAAAUUGAAACACGUUAUGGACGUAAUUUGAAUCCAAUCAAUAUUCCCGGAGAGAAAAUACUUAGCAAACGACAAGAACAAUUAUUAAGUGAAAAUUCGGCCUUAUCAAGAGCAAAACGUCCAUUACAAAUGAACAAUAAUGAGAAUGAUUAUAUGAAUCGUCGCCUGAAUCCAUUCGAGGCACCAUCGAGAUUAACACGAAAAUGA
Molecule: messenger RNA, 4404 nt
Organism: Adineta ricciae
Lineage: Eukaryota; Metazoa; Rotifera; Eurotatoria; Adinetida; Adinetidae
Source: the annotation of a GenBank genome assembly